ACAUUGAGGAAGUUUCAGAAUCCUUGACCAGAAGAAGACCUCAUGUUCAAGUCUAUAUUUCAUGUCAUGCGUUCAGUUUCUGUCAGGUUCCUUGCACCUGAUAUUUUCUGCCUAUAAUAUUUUGAUUUCUUCUGUUUUUUUCCUUGAACUUUUAGUUUAAUUUUUUCAUAUUUAUCUAUAUCUGCAUACUAUUAGCAAGAAAACUGAAUAAAACCUAUCGUACAUGUACUUAUCACGAUAAAAGACGAUUCAGUAAAUACAGGUAAAGAUUUAUGAACGAUAUCAACUUGUUUUUUAAAUAUUUAAAUGUUUUCUUGUAUAGCCGAUUAACUCGUUCAACGUUGAUAUUAAUUCCGCUAUUUGGAAUUCAUUAUUUUCUUUUCUUAUGGAAUACAAAGCCAAUUUUAAAUUGGAAAGUGCUCGUAUUUCAUCUUACUGUACAUACAAUAUUUUCAUCGUUUCAAGGUUUAAUAAUUGCCUUAAUAUAUACACUUAUUAAUUCUGAAGUUCAGCGUGAAAUAUGUCGUAGUGUUGAUCGUUUUCUCCUCUAUCAUACGCCCAAUUGGCAACAAGCAGCAUAUUUUCGAAAUUAUAUUAACAAGUUCGAUGAUGAAAGAAUUUACUCAUUCGGUUAUCAAUUAACUAAUUAUAAUCGACCACAACAAGAUUAUUUGAAAAAUAGUGACAGUAGUAGAAAAAGUUCGACCAAUGAAAGAGACCAUGCAUUAUCAAGUAUGAAAAAUUCACAAUGUUUUAAUACUAACACAGAUCCGAAUAUACCAUUAAUCAAUAGAUCAACGUCGAAUAUUGAAGAAAGAACCUGA
Messenger RNA from Didymodactylos carnosus, 824 nucleotides. The record is from the annotation of a GenBank genome assembly. NCBI's taxonomy places the organism in Eukaryota, Metazoa, Rotifera, Eurotatoria, Philodinida, Philodinidae.